This is a messenger RNA of Melanotaenia boesemani (Boeseman's rainbowfish), 2074 nucleotides long. RefSeq names its product asialoglycoprotein receptor 1-like. The record is from RefSeq and is a predicted model, not a curated record. The transcript is spliced from 7 exons. The coding region runs from base 133 to 1392 and encodes 419 amino acids. Lineage: Eukaryota; Metazoa; Chordata; Actinopteri; Atheriniformes; Melanotaeniidae.
CUUUUUCUGCACAAUAAAUCUUGCUGAGUGCAAUGCUGCUGUUUGUUCAAAUGUGGUGAAGGCUCUUGUGAAUGCAGCUGUACUGAGCAUGUGAAGCUAAGUGCAAGGACAAUCUACAAGACCAUAAUUAUCAUGGAAACGAUGGAAAUUGAUGACCACUUUGAUGGCAAUAUGUAUAAGAACCUCAUGAUUCAAGAAGAACAUCUUCACAGAAGAAAUAAGUCAUCCAGAUGCUCAACCAUUUGCUUGGUCUUUCUAUGUGCUGUCCUAUUGGCUGGUAAUGUAGGACAAAUUAUCUUCUAUGAGAUAGUCAGUCGUCCUGCAACAACAAACACAACACAGGCCAAUAAUGACAUCCAGAUUAAUGAGGGGAACAGAUGGAGUUACAAUCAAGAUGGUUUAACUGUUGAAAAAGAUUACUUACAAAUCAUACUGAGUAACCUGACUAAAGAAAAAGACCAGCUGCAGCAACAUUACAAGUCUCUGACAACCGAAAGGGAUGAAUUGGAGGCCAUUUUCAAGACCGUGACAAAAGAGAGGGACCAGUUCAGAUCAAAUUACAAUACUUUACAACAAGAGAGUGCUCAGUUACAGACAAGCUAUAAUGACAUGCAGAAGAGUCUUGAAGGGUUACAGAGUGAUCGCAACAAUCUGACUGUUAGCAUAGACCAGUUGCAGACUGAAAACAGUAACCUACACAGAGAAAAGAAUGAGCUGCAAACACAUUUUAAUGCACUUGCAGCAAACAGAGAUCAGUUAGAGAGCAAUUACUCUUCACUGAGGAGUGACAGGAUCCAGUUGCAAAAUAGCCUUAUCAAGCUCCAUAUAAAUAAAAGUCAAAUGGAGUCGAGCUAUAGGUCACUUUGGCAAGACAAGAACCAAAUGCAAACAAGGAUUAGCACUCUGAUGGAGGAGAUGGCACAGUUAGAAACCAAAUACAGCAAUCUGGCUACAGACAAGGAUCAGUUGCAAAAACAUAUUGAUAAGAUAACUCUUAAAGUAGAAGGCAUGCUCUGUCCACCAAGCUGGAGGAAGUUUGAUACAAGCUGUUAUUUUGUUUCAAGUGAAAAGAAAAACUGGACAGAAAGCAGAAAAGCCUGCAUUGCUGAGGGAGCAGAUCUGACUGUCAUAAACAGCCAUGGAGAACAGGUAUUUGUUAAUGGAUUACUGUUUGCACAUGAAAAUGCAUGGAUUGGUCUCACUGACAGUCUCAUCGAAGGGACUUGGAUGUGGGUGGAUGGGUCCCCAAUCAAUGAAACGUACUGGCAAGUUGGGCAACCCAAUGGCUACACUGGUGACCAGGAUUGUGGAGAAUUUGUGCAAGCAUCACCACAAGGCGUAUGGAAUGACGAUGGCUGUUUUGCAAAGCAGAUCUGGAUCUGUGAGAAAUGAGGCUACAGCAUUUUACACUGUCAACGAAAGGUGUUUGGCAAUGCUCUCUAGCUGUGAGCCAAUUAUCCAGAUCAAUGUAAAUUUUUAGCUUUUAACUCUUGGGAUAUUUUCAUUAAUUACUAUUUACUGAGUGAACAUAACUUGUAUAGAAAAGAUCUUGUUAGAUCAUGCAUAUUUUGAGAUUUUUUUUGUAAAAUUUGCCAUUUUAUUAAGAAUUCAAAUGGAUAUUAAUGUCUUAUAUUAACUGUAUAUGUAAUGGUACUAUUUUCUUCUGGAGCAACUGCACAAUAUUGGUGAGAUGUUCGCUGGCAAAACAUUAUUUACUUUUAUUAAGCAUAGUAUCAUUAAUAGUCUUUAUCAUAUGCAAAAAUGGAAAUUAAACAGUUGUAUGUUUAAAUCAAACUACAUAUAAUGAACUACUAGUUGGGUACAAUCUUAAAAAAUAACUCAUUGCUCUUUAUAUAGAAGCUCUUUGCCUGCAGUUCAAAACAUUGAAAAAUAAAUAAAGGAUUGCAUAAUUCUUCAAUUUCAAGUUUUCAAAAUUGUCUUAUAGCUACGUACAUAAACUGGAAGACAUGCCCAGAUUUUUCACCACAUAAAACUGUCACAAAUCUCAUAAUUUGUACACAAAAACAUCAAUAAGGAGGUAGGAGGGAAGCAGUAGAGAAAUAUGUGUUGUCAU